Closterium sp. NIES-65 is the source of this 17562-nucleotide messenger RNA. NCBI's taxonomy places the organism in Eukaryota, Viridiplantae, Streptophyta, Zygnematophyceae, Desmidiales, Closteriaceae. The record is from the annotation of a GenBank genome assembly.
AUGGGUGGACUUUCUCCUCAUCCCAUCCCACCAUCUCUGCUCCUCAUCCCAUCCCACCAUCUCUGCUCCUCAUCCCAUCCCACCAUCUCUGCUCCUCAUCCCAUCCCACCAUCUCUGCUCCUCAUCCCAUCCCACCAUCUCUGCUCCUCAUCCCAUCCCACCAUCUCUGCUCCUCAUCCCAUCCCACCAUCUCUGCUCCUCAUCCCAUCCCACCAUCUCUGCUCCUCAUCCCAUCCCACCAUCUCUGCUCCUCAUCCCAUCCCACCAUCUCUGCUCCUCAUCCCAUCCCACCAUCUCUGCUCCUCAUCCCAUCCCACCAUCUCUGCUCCUCAUCCCAUCCCACCAUCUCUGCUCCUCAUCCCAUCCCACCAUCUCUGCUCCUCAUCCCAUCCCACCAUCUCUGCUCCUCAUCCCAUCCCACCAUCUCUGCUCCUCAUCCCAUCCCACCAUCUCUGCUCCUCAUCCCAUCCCACCAUCUCUGCUCCUCAUCCCAUCCCACCAUCUUUGCUCCUCAUCCCAACCCACCAUCUCUGCUCCUCAUCCCAUCCCACCAUCUCUGCUCCUCAUCCCAUCCCACCAACUCUGCUCCUCAUCCCAUCCCACCAUCUCUGCUCCUCAUCCCAUCCCACCAUCUCUGCUCCUCAUCCCAUCCCACCAUCUCUGCUCCUCAUCCCAUCCCACCAUCUCUGCUCCUCAUCCCAUCCCACCAUCUCUGCUCCUCGUCCCAUCCCACCAUCUCUGCUCCUCAUCCCAGCCCACCAUCUCUGCUCCUCAUCCCAUCCCACCAUCUCUGCUCCUCAUCCCAUCCCACCAUCUCUGCUCCUCAUCCCAUCCCACCAUCUCUGCUCCUCAUCCAAUCCCAACAUCUCUGCUCCUCAUCCCAUCCCACCAUCUCUGCUCCUCAUCCCAUCCCACCAUCUCUGCUCCUCAUCCCAUCCCACCAUCUCUGCUCCUCAUCCCAUCCCAUCCCAUCUUCUCUGCUCCUCAUCCCAUCCCACCAUCUCUGCUCCUCAUCCCAUCCCACCAUCUCUGCUCAUCAUCCCAUCCCACCAUCUCUGCUCCUCAUCCCAUCCCACCAUCACUGCUCCUCAUCCCAUCCCACCAUCUCUGCUCAUCAUCCCAUCCCACCAUCUCUGCUCCUCAUCCCAUCCCACCAUCUCUGCUCCUCAUCCCAUCCCACCAUCUCUGCUCCUCAUCCCAUCCCACCAUCUCUGCUCCUCAUCCCAUCCCACCAUCUCUGCUCCUCAUCCCAUCCCGCCAUCUCUGCUCCUCAUCCCAUCCCAAUAUCUCUGCUCCUCAUCCCAUCCCACCAUCUCUGCUCCUCAUCCCAUCCCACCAUCUCUGCUCCUCAUCCCAUCCCACCAUCUCUGCUCCUCAUCCCAUCCCACCAUCUCUGCUCCUCAUCCCAUCCCAUCCCAUCUUCUCUGCUCCUCAUCUCAUCCCACCAUCUCUGCUCCUCAUCCCAUCCCACCAUCUCUGCUCCUCAUCCCAUCUCACCAUCUCUGCUCCUCAUCCCAUCCCACCAUCUCUGCUCCUCAUCCCAUCCCACCAUCUCUGCUCCUCAUCCCAUCCCACCAUCUCUGCUCCUCAUCCCAUCCCACCAUCUCUGCUCCUCAUCCCAUCCCAUCAUCUCUGCUCCUCAUCCCAUCCCACCAUCUCUGCUCCUCAUCCCAUCCCACCAUCUCUGCUCCUCAUCCCAUCCCGCCAUCUCUGCUCCUCAUCCCAUCCCAAUAUCUCUGCUCCUCAUCCCAUCCCACCAUCUCUGCUCCUCAUCCCAUCCCACCAUCUCUGCUCCUUAUCCCAUCCCACCAUCUCUGCUCCUCAUCCCAUCCCACAAUCUCUGCUCCUCAUCCCAUCCCAUCCCAUCUUCUCUGCUCCUCAUCCCAUCCCACCAUCUCUGCUCCUCAUCCCAUCCCACCAUCUCUGCUCAUCAUCCCAUCCCACCAUCUCUGCUCCUCAUCCCAUCCCACCAUCACUGCUCCUCAUCCCAUCCCACCAUCUCUGCUCAUCAUCCCAUCCCACCAUCUCUGCUCCUCAUCCCAUCCCACCAUCUCUGCUCCUCAUCCCAUCCCACCAUCUCUGCUCCUCAUCCCAUCCCACCAUCUCUGCUCCUCAUCCCAUCCCACCAUCUCUGCUCCUCAUCCCAUCCCACCAUCUCUGCUCCUCAUCCCAUCCCACCAUCUCUGCUCCUCAUCCCAUCCCACCAUCUCUGCUCCUCAUCCCAUCCCAUCCCAUCUUCUCUGCUCCUCAUCCCAUCCCAUCCCAUCUUCUCUACUCCUCAUCCCAUCCCACCAUCUCUGCUCAUCAUCCCAUCCCACCAUCUCUGCUCCUCAUCCCAUCCCAUCCCAUCGUCUCUGCUCCUCAUCCCAUCCCACCAUCUCUGCUCCUCAUCCCAUCCCACCAUCUCUGCUCCUCAUCCCAUCCCACCAUCUCUGCUCCUUAUCCCAUCCCACCAUCUCUGCUCCUCAUCCCAUCCCACCAUCUCUGCUCCUCAUCCCAUCCCACCAUCUUUGCUCCUCAUCCCAUCCCACCAUCUCUGCUCAUCAUCCCAUCCCACCAUCUCUGCUCCUCAUCCCAUCCCAUCCCAUCGUCUCUGCUCCUCAUCCCAUCCCACCAUCUCUGCUCCUCAUCCCGUCCCACCAUCUCUGCUCCUCAUCCCAUCCCACCAUCUCUGCUCCUCAUCCCAUCCCACCAUCUCUGCUCCUCAUCCCAUCCCACCAUCUCUGCUCCUCAUCCCAUCCCACCAUCUCUGCUCCUCAUCCCAUCCCACCAUCUCUUCUCCUCAUCCCAUCCCACCAUCUCUGCUCCUCAUCCCAUCCCACCAUCUCUGCUCCUCAUCCCAUCCCACCAUCUCUGCUCCUCAUCCCAUCCCACCAUCUUUGCUCCUCAUCCCAUCCCACCAUCUCUGCUCCUCAUCCCAUCCCACCAUCUCUGCUCCUCAUCCCAUCCCACCAUCUCUGCUCCUCAUCCCAUCCCACCAUCUCUGCUCAUCAUCCCAUCCCACCAUCUCUGCUCCUCAUCCCAUCCCACCAUCUCUGCUCCUCAUCCCAUCCCACCAUCUCUGCUCCUCAUCCCAUCCCACCAUCUCUGCUCCUCAUCCCAUCCCACCAUCUCUGCUCCUCAUCCCAUCCCGCCAUCUCUGCUCCUCAUCCCAUCCCAAUAUCUCUGCUCCUCAUCCCAUCCCACCAUCUCUGCUCCUCAUCCCAUCCCACCAUCUCUGCUCCUCAUCCCAUCCCACCAUCUCUGCUCCUCAUCCCAUCCCACCAUCUCUGCUCCUCAUCCCAUCCCACCAUCUCUGCUCCUCAUCCCAUCCCACCAUCUCUGCUCCUCAUCCCAUCCCACCAUCUCUGCUCCUCAUCCCAUCCCACCAUCUCUGCUCCUCAUCCCAUCCCACCAUCUCUGCUCCUCAUCCCAUCCCAUCCCAUCUUCUCUGCUCCUCAUCCCAUCCCAUCCCAUCUUCUCUGCUCCUCAUCCCAUCCCACCAUCUCUGCUCAUCAUCCCAUCCCACCAUCUCUGCUCCUCAUCCCAUCCCAUCCCAUCGUCUCUGCUCCUCAUCCCAUCCCACCAUCUCUGCUCCUCAUCCCGUCCCACCAUCUCUGCUCCUCAUCCCAUCCCACCAUCUCUGCUCCUCAUCCCAUCCCACCAUCUCUGCUCCUCAUCCCAUCCCACCAUCUCUGCUCCUCAUCCCAUCCCACCAUCUCUGCUCCUCAUCCCAUCCCACCAUCUCUUCUCCUCAUCCCAUCCCACCAUCUCUGCUCCUCAUCCCAUCCCACCAUCUCUGCUCCUCAUCCCAUCCCACCAUCUCUGCUCCUCAUCCCAUCCCACCAUCUUUGCUCAUCAUCCCAUCCCACCAUCUCUGCUCCUCAUCCCAUCCCACCAUCUCUGCUCCUCAUCCCAUCCCACCAUCUCUGCUCCUCAUCCCAUCCCACCGUCUCUCCUCAUCAUCCAAUCCCACCAUCUCUGCUCCUCAUCCCAUCCCACCAUCUCUGCUCCUCAUCCCAUCCCACCAUCUCUGCUCCUCAUCCCAUCCCACCAUCUUUGCUCCUCAUCCCAUCCCACCAUCUCUGCUCCUCAUCCCAUCCCACCAUCUCUGCUCCUCAUCCCAUCCCACCAUCUCUGCUCCUCAUCCCAUCCCACCGUCUCUCCUCAUCAUCCCAUCCCACCAUCUCUGCUCCUCAUCCCAUCCCACCAUCUCUGCUCCUCAUCCCAUCCCACCAUCUCUGCUCCUCAUCCCAUCCCACCAUCUCUGCUCCUCAUCCCAUCCCACCAUCUCUGCUCAUCAUCCCAUCCCACCAUCUCUGCUCCUCAUCCCAUCCCACCAUCUCUGCUCCUCAUCCCAUCCCACCAUCUCUGCUCCUCAUCCCAUCCCACCAUCUCUGCUCCUCAUCCCAUCCCACCAUCUCUGCUCCUCAUCCCAUCCCGCCAUCUCUGCUCCUCAUCCCAUCCCAAUAUCUCUGCUCCUCAUCCCAUCCCACCAUCUCUGCUCCUCAUCCCAUCCCACCAUCUCUGCUCCUCAUCCCAUCCCACAAUCUCUGCUCCUCAUCCCAUCCCACCAUCUCUGCUCCUCAUCCCAUCCCACCAUCUCUGCUCCUCAUCCCAUCCCACCAUCUCUGCUUCUCAUCCCAUCCCACCAUCUCUGCUCCUCAUCCCAUCCCACCAUCUCUGCUCCUCAUCCCAUCCCACCAUCUCUGCUCCUCAUCCCAUCCCACCAUCUCUGCUCCUCAUCCCAUCCCAUCCCAUCUUCUCUGCUCCUCAUCCCAUCCCAUCCCAUCUUCUCUACUCCUCAUCCCAUCCCACCAUCUCUGCUCAUCAUCCCAUCCCACCAUCUCUGCUCCUCAUCCCAUCCCAUCCCAUCGUCUCUGCUCCUCAUCCCAUCCCACCAUCUCUGCUCCUCAUCCCAUCCCACCAUCUCUGCUCCUCAUCCCAUCCCACCAUCUCUGCUCCUUAUCCCAUCCCACCAUCUCUGCUCCUCAUCCCAUCCCACCAUCUCUGCUCCUCAUCCCAUCCCACCAUCUCUGCUCCUCAUCCCAUCCCACCAUCUCUGAUCCUCAUCCCAUCCCACCAUCUCUUCUCCUCAUCCCAUCCCACCAUCUCUGCUCCUCAUCCCAUCCCACCAUCUCUGCUCCUCAUCCCAUCCCACCAUCUCUGCUCCUCAUCCCAUCCCACCAUCUUUGCUCAUCAUCCCAUCCCACCAUCUCUGCUCCUCAUCCCAUCCCACCAUCUCUGCUCCUCAUCCCAUCCCACCAUCUCUGCUCCUCAUCCCAUCCCACCGUCUCUCCUCAUCAUCCAAUCCCACCAUCUCUGCUCCUCAUCCCAUCCCACCAUCUCUGCUCCUCAUCCCAUCCCACCAUCUCUGCUCCUCAUCCCAUCCCACCAUCUUUGCUCCUCAUCCCAUCCCACCAUCUCUGCUCCUCAUCCCAUCCCACCAUCUCUGCUCCUCAUCCCAUCCCACCAUCUCUGCUCCUCAUCCCAUCCCACCGUCUCUCCUCAUCAUCCCAUCCCACCAUCUCUGCUCCUCAUCCCAUCCCACCAUCUCUGCUCCUCAUCCCAUCCCACCAUCUCUGCUCCUCAUCCCAUCCCACCAUCUCUGCUCCUCAUCCCAUCCCACCAUCUCUGCUCAUCAUCCCAUCCCACCAUCUCUGCUCCUCAUCCCAUCCCACCAUCUCUGCUCCUCAUCCCAUCCCACCAUCUCUGCUCCUCAUCCCAUCCCACCAUCUCUGCUCCUCAUCCCAUCCCACCAUCUCUGCUCCUCAUCCCAUCCCGCCAUCUCUGCUCCUCAUCCCAUCCCAAUAUCUCUGCUCCUCAUCCCAUCCCACCAUCUCUGCUCCUCAUCCCAUCCCACCAUCUCUGCUCCUCAUCCCAUCCCACAAUCUCUGCUCCUCAUCCCAUCCCACCAUCUCUGCUCCUCAUCCCAUCCCACCAUCUCUGCUCCUCAUCCCAUCCCACCAUCUCUGCUUCUCAUCCCAUCCCACCAUCUCUGCUCCUCAUCCCAUCCCACCAUCUCUGCUCCUCAUCCCAUCCCACCAUCUCUGCUCCUCAUCCCAUCCCACCAUCUCUGCUCCUCAUCCCAUCCCAUCCCAUCUUCUCUGCUCCUCAUCCCAUCCCAUCCCAUCUUCUCUACUCCUCAUCCCAUCCCACCAUCUCUGCUCAUCAUCCCAUCCCACCAUCUCUGCUCCUCAUCCCAUCCCAUCCCAUCGUCUCUGCUCCUCAUCCCAUCCCACCAUCUCUGCUCCUCAUCCCAUCCCACCAUCUCUGCUCCUCAUCCCAUCCCACCAUCUCUGCUCCUUAUCCCAUCCCACCAUCUCUGCUCCUCAUCCCAUCCCACCAUCUCUGCUCCUCAUCCCAUCCCACCAUCUUUGCUCCUCAUCCCAUCCCACCAUCUCAGCUCAUCAUCCCAUCCCACCAUCUCUGCUCCUCAUCCCAUCCCAUCCCAUCGUCUCUGCUCAUCAUCCCAUCCCACCAUCUCUGCUCCUCAUCCCGUCCCACCAUCUCUGCUCCUCAUCCCAUCCCACCAUCUCUGCUCCUCAUCCCAUCCCACCAUCUCUGCUCCUCAUCCCAUCCCACCAUCUCUGCUCCUCAUCCCAUCCCACCAUCUCUGCUCCUCAUCCCAUCCCACCAUCUCUUCUCCUCAUCCCAUCCCACCAUCUCUGCUCCUCAUCCCAUCCCACCAUCUCUGCUCCUCAUCCCAUCCCACCAUCUCUGCUCCUCAUCCCAUCCCACCAUCUUUGCUCCUCAUCCCAUCCCACCAUCUCUGCUCCUCAUCCCAUCCCACCAUCUCUGCUCCUCAUCCCAUCCCACCAUCUCUGCUCCUCAUCCCAUCCCACCAUCUCUGCUCAUCAUCCCAUCCCACCAUCUCUGCUCCUCAUCCCAUCCCACCAUCUCUGCUCCUCAUCCCAUCCCACCAUCUCUGCUCCUCAUCCCAUCCCACCAUCUCUGCUCCUCAUCCCAUCCCACCAUCUCUGCUCCUCAUCCCAUCCCGCCAUCUCUGCUCCUCAUCCCAUCCCAAUAUCUCUGCUCCUCAUCCCAUCCCACCAUCUCUGCUCCUCAUCCCAUCCCACCAUCUCUGCUCCUCAUCCCAUCCCACCAUCUCUGCUCCUCAUCCCAUCCCACCAUCUCUGCUCCUCAUCCCAUCCCACCAUCUCUGCUCCUCAACCCAUCCCACCAUCUCUGCUCCUCAUCCCAUCCCACCAUCUCUGCUCCUCAUCCCAUCCCACCAUCUCUGCUCCUCAUCCCAUCCCACCAUCUCUGCUCCUGAUCCCAUCCCAUCCCAUCUUCUCUGCUCCUCAUCCCAUCCCAUCCCAUCUUCUCUGCUCCUCAUCCCAUCCCACCAUCUCUGCUCAUCAUCCCAUCCCACCAUCUCUGCUCCUCAUCCCAUCCCAUCCCAUCGUCUCUGCUCCUCAUCCCAUCCCACCAUCUCUGCUCCUCAUCCCGUCCCACCAUCUCUGCUCCUCAUCCCAUCCCACCAUCUCUGCUCCUCAUCCCAUCCCACCAUCUCUGCUCCUCAUCCCAUCCCACCAUCUCUGCUCCUCAUCCCAUCCCACCAUCUCUGCUCCUCAUCCCAUCCCACCAUCUCUUCUCCUCAUCCCAUCCCACCAUCUCUGCUCCUCAUCCCAUCCCACCAUUUCUGCUCCUCAUCCCAUCCCACCAUCUCUGCUCCUCAUCCCAUCCCACCAUCUUUGCUCAUCAUCCCAUCCCACCAUCUCUGCUCCUCAUCCCAUCCCACCAUCUCUGCUCCUCAUCCCAUCCCACCAUCUCUGCUCCUCAUCCCAUCCCACUGUCUCUUCUCCUCAUCCCAUCCCACCGUCUCUCCUCAUCAUCCCAUCCCACCAUCUCUGCUCCUCAUCCCAUCCCACCAUCUCUGCUCCUCAUCCCAUCCCACCAUCUUUGCUCCUCAUCCCAUCCCACCAUCUCUGCUCCUCAUCCCAUCCCACCAUCUCUGCUCCUCAUCCCAUCCCACCAUCUUUGCUCCUCAUCCCAUCCCACCAUCUCUGCUCCUCAUCCCAUCCCACCAUCUCUGCUCCUCAUCCCAUCCCACCGUCUUUGCUCCUCAUCCCAUCCCACCAUCUCUGCUCCUCAUCCCAUCCCACCAUCUCUUCUCCUCAUCCCAUCCCACCAUCUCUGCUCCUCAUCCCAUCCCACCAUCUCUGCUCCUCAUCCCAUCCCACCAUCUCUGCUCCUCAUCCCAUCCCACCAUCUUUGCUCCUCAUCCCAUCCCACCAUCUCUGCUCCUCAUCCCAUCCCACCAUCUCUGCUCCUCAUCCCAUCCCACCAUCUCUGCUCCUCAUCCCAUCCCACCAUCUUUGCUCCUCAUCCCAUCCCACCAUCUCUGCUCCUCAUCCCAUCCCACCAUCUCUUCUCCUCAUCCCAUCCCACCAUCUCUGCUCCUCAUCCCAUCCCACCGUAUUUGCUCCUCAUCCCAUCCCACCAUCUCUGCUCCUCAUCCCAUCCCACCAUCUCUUCUCCUCAUCCCAUCCCACCAUCUCUGCUCCUCAUCCCAUCCCACCAUCUCUGCUCCUCAUCCCAUCCCACCAUCUCUGCUCCUCAUCCCAUCCCACCAUCUUUGCUCCUCAUCCCAUCCCACCAUCUCUGCUCCUCAUCCCAUCCCACCAUCUCUGCUUCUCAUCCCAUCCCACCAUCUCUGCUCCUCAUCCCAUCCCACCAUCUCUGCUCCUCAUCCCAUCCCACCAUCUCUUCUCCUCAUCCCAUCCCACCAUCUCUGCUCCUCAUCCCAUCCCACCAUCUCUGCUCCUCAUCACAUCCCACCAUCUCGGCUCCUCAUCCCAUCCCACCAUCUCUGCUCCUCAUCCCAUCCCACCAUCUCUGCUCCUCAUCCCAUCCCACCAUCUCUGCUCCUCAUCCGAUCUCACCAUCUCUGCUCCUCAUCCCAUCCCACCAUCUCUGCUCCUCAUCCCAUCCCACCAUCUCUGCUCCUCAUCCCAUCCCACCAUCUCUGCUCCUCAUCCCAUCCCACCGUCUCUCCUCAUCAUCCCAUCCCACCAUCUCUGCUCCUCAUCACAUCCCACCAUCUCUGCUCCUCAUCCCAUCCCACCAUCUCUGCUCCUCAUCCCAUUCCACCAUCUCUGCUCCUCAUCCCAUCCCACCAUCUCUGCUCCUCAUCCCAUCCCACCAUCUCUGCUCCUCAUCCCAUCCCACCAUCUCUGCUCCUCAUCCCAUCCCACCGUCUUUGCUCCUCAUCCCAUCCCACCAUCUCUGCUCCUCAUCCCAUCCCACCAUCUCUGCUCCUCAUCCCAUCCCACCAUCUCUGCUCCUCAUCCCAUCCCACCAUCUCUGCUCCUCAUCCCAUCCCACCAACUCUGCUCCUCAUCCCAUCCCACCAUCUCUGCUCCUCAUCCCAUCCCACCAUCUCUGCUCCUCAUCCCAUCCCACCAUCUCUGCUCCUUAUCCCAUCCCACCAUCUCUGCUCCUCAUCCCAUCCCACCAUCUCUGCUCCUCAUCCCAUCCCACCGUGUCUCCUCAUCAUCCCAUCCCACCAUCUCUGCUCCUCAUCCCAUCGCACCAUCUUUGCUCCUCAUCCCAUCCCACCAUCUCUGCUCCUCAUCCCAUCCCACCAUCUCUGCUCCUCAUCCCAUCCCACCAUCUUUGCUCCUUAUCCCAUCCCACCAUCUCUGCUCCUCAUCCCAUCCCACCAUCUCUGCUCCUCAUCCCAUCCCACCAUCUCUGCUCCUCAUCCCAUCCCACCAUCUCUGCUCCUCAUCCCAUCCCACCAUCUCUGCUCCUCAUCCCAUCCCACCGUCUCUCCUCAUCAUCCCAUCCCACCAUCUCUGCUCCUCAUCCCAUCGCACCAUCUUUGCUCCUCAUCCCAUCCCACCAUCUCUGCUCCUCAUCCCAUCCCACCAUCUCUGCUCCUCAUCCAAUCCCACCAUUUCUGCUCCUCAUCCCAUCCCACCAUCUCUGCUCCUCAUCCCAUCCCACCAUCUUUGCUCCUCAUCCCAUCCCACCAUCUCUGCUCCUCAUCCCAUCCCACCAUCUCUGCUCCUCAUCCCAUCCCACCAUCUCUGCUCCUCAUCCCAACCCACCAUCUCUGCUCCUCAUCCCAUCCCACCAUCUCUGCUCCUCAUCCCAUCCCACCGUCUUUGCUCCUCAUCCCAUCCCACCAUCUCUGCUCCUCAUCCCAUCCCACCAUCUCUUCUCCUCAUCCCAUCCCACCAUCUCUGCUCCUCAUCUAAUCCCACCAUCUCUGCUCCUCAUCCCAUCCCACCAUCUCUGCUCCUCAUCCCAUCCCACCAUCUCUGCUCCUCAUCCCAUUCCACCAUCUCUGCUCCUCAUCCCAUCCCACCAUCUCUGCUCCUCAUCCAAUCCCAAAAUCUCUGCUCCUCAUCCCAUCCCACCGUCUCUCCUCAUCAUCCCAUCCCACCAUCUCUGCUCCUCAUCCCAUCCCACCAUCUCUGCUCAUCAUCCCAUCCCACCAUCCCUGCUCCUCAUCCCAUCCCACCAUCUCUGCUCCUCAUCCCAUCCCACCAUCUCUGCUCCUCAUCCCAUCCCACCAUCUCUGCUCCUCAUCCCAUCCCACCAUCUCUGCUCCUCAUCCCAUCCCACCAUCUUUGCUCCUCAUCCCAUCCCACCAUCUCUGCUCCUCAUCCCAUCCCACCAUCUCUGCUCCUCAUCCCAUCCCACCAUCUCUGCUCCUCAUCCCAUCCCACCAUCUCUGCUCCUCAUCCCAUCCCACCAUCUCUGCUCCUCAUCCCAUCCCACCGUCUUUGCUCCUCAUCCCAUCCCACCAUCUCUGCUCCUCAUCCCAUCCCACCAUCUCUGCUCCUCAUCCCAUCCCACCAUCUCUGCUCCUCAUCCCAUCCCACCAUCUCUGCUCCUCAUCCCAUCCCACCAUCUCUGCUCCUCAUCCCAUUCCACCAUCUCUGCUCCUCAUCCCAUCUCACCAUCUCUGCUCCUCAUCCAAUCCCACCAUCUCUUCUCCUCAUCCCAUCCCACCAUCUUUGCUCCUCAUCCCAUCCCACCAUCUCUGCUCCUCAUCCCUUCCCACCAUCUCUGCUCCUCAUCCAAUCCCACCAUCUCUGCUCCUCAUCCCAUCCCACCAUCUCUGCUCCUCAUCCCAUCCCACCAUCUUUGCUCCUCAUCCCAUCCCACCAUCUUUGCUCCUCAUCCCAUCCCACCAUCUUUGCUCCUCAUCCCAUCCCACCAUCUUUGCUCCUCAUCCCUUCCCACCAUCUCUGCUCCUCAUCCAAUCCCACCAUCUCUGCUCCUCAUCCCAUCCCACCAUCUCUGCUCCUCAUCCCAUCCCACCAUCUCUGCUCCUCAUCCCAUCCCACCAUCUCUGCUCCUCAUCCCAUCCCACCAUCUCUGCUCCUCAUCCCAUCCCACCAUCUCUGCUCCUCAUCCCAUCCCACCGUCUCUCCUCAUCAUCCCAUCCCACCAUCUCUGCUCCUCAUCCCAUCCCACCAUCUCUGCUCCUCAUCCCAUCCCACCAUUUCUGCUCCUCAUCCCAUCCCACUAUCUCUGCUCCUCAUCCCAUCCCACAGUCUCUCCUCCUCAUCCAAUCCCACCGUCUCUCCUCAUCAUCCCAUCCCACCAUCUCUGCUCCUCAUCCCAUCCCACCAUCUCUGCUCCUCAUCCCAUCCCACCAUCUCUGCUCCUCAUCCCAUCCCACCAUCUCUGCUCCUCAUCCCAUCCCACCAUCUCUGCUCCUCAUCCCAUCCCACCAUCUCUGCUCCUCAUCCCAUCCCACCAUCUCUGCUCCUCAUCCCAUCCCACCGUCUCUGCUCCUCAUCCCAUCCCACAGUCUCUGCUCCUCAUCCCAUCCCACCGUCUCUCCUCAUCAUACCAUCCCACCAUUUCUGCUCCUCAUCCCAUCCCACUAUCUCUGCUCCUCAUCCCAUCCCACCAUCUCUCCUCCUCAUCCCAUCCCACCGUCUCUCCUCAUCAUCCCAUCCCACCAUCUCUGUUCCUCAUCCCAUCCCACCAUCUCUGCUCCUCAUCCCAUCCCACCAUCUCUGCUCCUCAUCCCAUCCCACCGUCUCUGCUCCUCAUCCCAUCCCACAGUCUCUGCUCCUCAUCCCAUCCCACCGUCUCUCCUCAUCAAACCAUCCCACCAUUUCGGCUCCUCAUCCCAUCCCACUAUCUCUGCUCCUCAUCCCAUCCCACCAUCUCUCCUCCUCAUCCCAUCCCACCGUCUCUCCUCAUCAUCCCAUCCCACCAUCUCUGCUCCUCAUCCCAUCCCACCAUCUUUGCUCCUCAUCCCAUCCCACCAUCUCUGCUCCUCAUCCCAUCCCACCAUCUCUGCUCCUCAUCCCAUCCCACCAUCUCUGCUCCUCAUCCCAUCCCACCAUCUUUGCUCCUCAUCCCAUCCCACCAUCUUUGCUCCUCAUCCCAUCCCACCAUCUUUGCUCCUCAUCCCAUCCCACCAUCUCUGCUCCUCAUCCCUUCCCACCAUCUCUGCUCCUCAUCCAAUCCCACCAUCUCUGCUCCUCAUCCCAUCCCACCAUCUCUGCUCCUCAUCCCAUCCCACCAUCUCUGCUCCUCAUCCCAUCCCACCAUCUCUGCUCCUCAUCCCAUCCCACCAUCUCUGCUCCUCAUCCCAUCCCACCAUCUCUGCUCCUCAUCCCAUCCCACCGUCUCUCCUCAUCAUCCCAUCCCACCAUCUCUGCUCCUCAUCCCAUCCCACCAUCUCUGCUCCUCAUCCCAUCCCACCAUUUCUGCUCCUCAUCCCAUCCCACUAUCUCUGCUCCUCAUCCCAUCCCACAGUCUCUCCUCCUCAUCCCAUCCCACCGUCUCUCCUCAUCAUCCCAUCCCACCAUCUCUGCUCCUCAUCCCAUCCCACCAUCUCUGCUCCUCAUCCCAUCCCACCAUCUCUGCUCCUCAUCCCAUCCCACCAUCUCUGCUCCUCAUCCCAUCCCACCAUCUCUGCUCCUCAUCCCAUCCCACCAUCUCUGCUCCUCAUCCCAUCCCACCAUCUCUGCUCCUCAUCCCAUUCCACCGUCUCUGCUCCUCAUCCCAUCCCACAGUCUCUGCUCCUCAUCCCAUCCCACGGUCUCUCCUCAUCAUACCAUCCCACCAUUUCUGCUCCUCAUCCCAUCCCACCGUCUCUGCUCCUCAUCCCAUCCCACAGUCUCUGCUCCUCAUCCCAUCCCACGGUCUCUCCUCAUCAUACCAUCCCACCAUUUCUGCUCCUCAUCCCAUCCCACUAUCUCUGCUCCUCAUCCCAUCCCACCAUCUCUCCUCCUCAUCCCAUCCCACCGUCUCUCCUCAUCAUCCCAUCCCACCAUCUCUGUUCCUCAUCCCAUCCCACCAUCUCUGCUCCUCAUCCCAUCCCACCGUCUCUGCUCCUCAUCCCAUCCCACAGUCUCUGCUCCUCAUCCCAUCCCACCGUCUCUCCUCAUCAAACCAUCCCACCAUUUCGGCUCCUCAUCCCAUCCCACUAUCUCUGCUCCUCAUCCCAUCCCACCAUCUCUCCUCCUCAUCCCAUCCCACCGUCUCUCCUCAUCAUCCCAUCCCACCAUCUCUGCUCCUCAUCCCAUCCCACCAUCUUUGCUCCUCAUCCCAUCCCACCAUCUCUGCUCCUCAUCCCAUCCCACCAUCUCUGCUCCUCAUCCCAUCCCACCAUCUCUGCUCCUCAUCCCAUCCCAUCCCAUCGUCUCUGCUGCUCAUCCCAUCCCAGCGUCUCUGCUCCUCAUCCCAUCCCACCGUCUCUCCUCAUCAUCCCAUCCCACCAUCUCUGCUCCUCAUCCCAUCCCACCAUCUCUGCUCCUCAUCCCAUCCCACCAUCUCUCCUCCUCAUCCCAUCCCACCGUCUCUCCUCAUCAUCCCAUCCCACCAUCUCUGUUCCUCAUCCCAUCCCACCAUCUCUGCUCCUCAUCCCAUCCCACCAUCUCUGCUCCUCAUCCCAUCCCACCAACUCUGCUCCUCAUCCCAUCCCACCAUCUCUGCUCCUCAUCCCAUCCCACCAUCUCUGCUCCUCAUCCCAUCCCACCAUCUCUGCUCCUCAUCCCAUCCCACCUCUCUGCUCCUCAUCCCAUCCCACCGUCUCUCCUCAUCAUACCAUCCCACCAUUUCUGCUCCUCAUGCCAUCCCACUAUCUCUGCUCCUCAUCCCAUCCCACCAUCUCUCCUCCUCAUCCCAUCCCACCGUCUCUCCUCAUCAUCCCAUCCCACCAUCUCUGCUCCUCAUCCCAUCCCACCAUCUCUGCUCCUCAUCCCAUCCCACUAUCUCUGCUCCUCAUCCCAUCCCACCAUCUCUGCUCCUCAUCCCAUCCCACCAUCUCUGCUCCUCAUCCCAUCCCACCAUCUCUGCUCCUCAUCCCAUCCCACCGUCUCUUCUCAUCAUCCCAUCCCACCAUCUCUGCUCCUCAUCCCAUCCCACCAUCUCUGCUCCUCAUCCAAUCCCACCAUCUCUGCUCCUCAUCCCAUCCCACCAUCUCUGCUCCUCAUCCCAUCCCACCAUCUUUGCUUCUCAUCCCAUCCCACCAUCUCUGCUCCUCAUCCCAUCCCACCAUCUCUGCUCCUCAUCCCAUCCCACCAUCUCUGCUCCUCAUCCCAACCCACCAUCUCUGCUCCUCAUCCCAUCCCACCAUCUCUGCUCCUCAUCCCAUCCCACCGUCUUUGCUCCUCAUCCCAUCCCACCAUCUCUGCUCCUCAUCCCAUCCCACCAUCUCUUCUCCUCAUCCCAUCCCACCAUCUCUGCUCCUCAUCUCAUCCCACCAUCUCUGCUCCUCAUCCCAUCCCACCAUCUCUGCUCCUCAUCCCAUCCCACCAUCUCUGCUCCUCAUCCCAUUCCACCAUCUCUGCUCCUCAUCCCAUCCCACCAUCUCUGCUCCUCAUUCCAUCCCACCAUCUCUGCUCCUCAUCCCAUCCCACCGUCUCUCCUCAUCAUCCCAUCCCACCAUCUCUGCUCCUCAUCCCAUCCCACCAUCUCUGCUCCUCAUCCCAUCCCACCAUCUCUGCUCCUCAUCCCAUUCCACCAUCUCUGCUCCUCAUCCCAUCCCACCAUCUCUGCUCCUCAUCCAAUCCCACCAUCUCUUCUCCUCAUCCCAUCCCACCAUCUUUGCUCCUCAUCCCAUCCCACCAUCUCUGCUCCUCAUCCCUUCCCACCAUCUCUGCUCCUCAUCCAAUCCCACCAUCUCUGCUCCUCAUCCCAUCCCACCAUCUCUGCUCCUCAUCCCAUCCCACCAUCUUUCCUCCUCAUCCCAUCUCACCAUCUCUGCUCCUCAUCCCAUCCCACCAUCUCUGCUCCUCAUCCCAUCCCACCAUCUUUCCUCCUCAUCCCAUCUCACCAUCUUUACUCCUCAUCCCAUCCCACCAUCUUUGCUCCUCAUCCCAUCCCACCAUCUCUGCUCCUCAUCCCUUCCCACCAUCUCUGCUCCUCAUCCAAUCCCACCAUCUCUGCUCCUCAUCCCAUCCCACCAUCUCUGCUCCUCAUCCCAUCCCACCAUCUCUGCUCCUCAUCCCAUCCCACCGUCUCUCCUCAUCAUCCCAUCCCACCAUCUCUGCUCCUCAUCCCAUCCCACCAUCUCUGCUCCUCAUCCCAUCCCACCAUCUUUGCUCCUCAUCCCAUCCCACCUCUCUGCUCCUCAUCCCAUCCCACCAUCUCUGCUCCUCAUCCCAUCCCACCAUCUUUGCUCCUCAUCCCAUCCCACCAUCUCUGCUCCUCAUCCCAUCCCACCAUCUCUGCUCCUCAUCCCAUCCCACCAUCUCUGCUCCUCAUCCCAUCCCACCAUCUCUCCUCCUCAUCCCAUCCCACCGUCUCUCCUCAUCAUCCCAUCCCACCAUCUCUGUUCCUCAUCCCAUCCCACCAUCUCUGCUCCUCAUCCCAUCCCACCAUCUCUGCUCCUCAUCCCAUCCCACCAACUCUGCUCCUCAUCCCAUCCCACCAUCUCUGCUCCUCAUCCCAUCCCACCAUCUCUGCUCCACAUCCCAUCCCACCAUCUCUGCUCCUCAUCCCAUCCCACCGUCUCUCCUCAUCAUCCCAUCCCACCAUCUCUGCUCCUCAUCCAUCCCACCAUCUCUGCUCCUCAUCCCAUCCCACCAUCUCUGCUCCUCAUCCCAUCCCACCGUCUCUGCUCCUCAUCCCAUCCCACAGUCUCUGCUCCUCAUCCCAUCCCACCGUCUCUCCUCAUCAUACCAUCCCACCAUUUCUGCUCCUCAUCCCAUCCCACUAUCUCUGCUCCUCAUCCCAUCCCACCAUCUCUCCUCCUCAUCCCAUCCCACCGUCUCUCCUCAUCAUCCCAUCCCACCAUCUCUGUUCCUCAUCCCAUCCCACCAUCUCUGCUCCUCAUCCCAUCCCACCAUCUCUGCUCCUCAUCCCAUCCCACCAACUCUGCUCCUCAUCCCAUCCCACCAUCUCUGCUCCUCAUCCCAUCCCACCAUCUCUGCUCCUCAUCCCAUCCCACCAUCUCUGCUCCUCAUCCCAUCCCACCGUCUCUCCUCAUCAUCCCAUCCCACCAUCUCUGCUCCUCAUCCCAUCCCACCAUCUCUGCUCCUCAUCCCAUCCCACCAUCUCUGCACCUCAUCCCAUCCCACCGUCUCUGCUCCUCAUCCCAUCCCACAGUCUCUGCUCCUCAUCCCAUCCCACCGUCUCUCCUCAUCAUACCAUCCCACCAUCUCUGCUCCUCAUCCCAUCCCACCAUCUCUGCUCCUCAUCCCAUCCCACCGUCUCUCCUCAUCAUCCCAUCCCACCAUCUCUGCUCCUCAUCCCAUCCCACCAUCUCUGCUCCUCAUCCCAUCCCACCAUCUUUGCUCCUCAUCCCAUCCCACCAUCUCUGCUCCUCAUCCCAUCCCACCAUCUCUGCUCCUCAUCCCAUCCCACCAUCUCUGCUCCUCAUCCCAUCCCACCAUCUCUCCUCCUCAUCCCAUCCCACCGUCUCUCCUCAUCAUCCCAUCCCACCAUCUCUGUUCCUCAUCCCAUCCCACCAUCUCUGAUCCUCAUCCCAUCCCACCAUCUCUGCUCCUCAUCCCAUCCCACCAUCUCUGCUCCUCAUCCCAUCCCACCGUCUCUGGUCCUCAUCCCAUCCCACCGUCUCUGCUCCUCAUCCCAUCCCACCAUCUCUACUCCUCAUCCAAUCCCACCAUCUCUGCUCCUCAUCCCAUCCCACCGUCUCUCCUCAUCAUCCCAUCCCACCAUCUCUGCUCCUCAUCCCAUCCCACCAUCUCUGCUCCUCAUCCCAUCCCACCAUCUCUGCUCCUCAUCCCAUCCCACCGUCUCUCCUCAUCAUCCUAUCCCACCAUCUCUGCUCCUCAUCCCAUCCCACCAUCUCUGCUCCUCAUCCCAUCCCACCAUCUCUGCUCCUCAUCCCAUCCCACCGUCUCUGGUCCUCAUCCGAUCCCACCAUCUCUGCUCCUCAUCCCAUCCCACCGUCUCUGCUCCUCAUCCCAUCCCACCGUCUCUCCUCAUCAUCCCAUCCCACCAUCUCUGCUCCUCAUCCUAUCCCACCAUCUCUGCUCCUCAUCCCAUCCCACCAUCUCUGCUCCUCAUCCGAUCCCACGAUCUCUGCUCCUCAUCCCAUCCCACCGUCUCUGCUCCUCAUCCCAUCCCACCGUCUCUGCUCCUCAACCCAUCCCACCAUCUCUGCUCCUCAUCCCAUCCCACCAUCUCUGA